AUGCACAAGUCUAUGUCCUUGCUGGACAGACUGGAGAACGCGCUGUGUGGCUUUGUCCUGAUGGACUUAUUUAAGCUGCUGAGCACCAGAGAGUGCAAGCGGCGAGGACUUCCAGCCAACAGUUUGUGGAUGGCAUCGCAGACGCACCGCAACCUCCAGUAUGUGGUCAUGGGUUUUGUGUCCUCUGUCUUGGGAAAAGACAGAGUGGGAGAUCCAUGGAAGAAUUCUCAUCUUAGAUGGACCGAGUUACCGAUUGAAAUGUGGUUUGGUCGGCUUCGUCAAAGGGCUACUUCGGCCCAAUUCAACGCCAAGCAGUAUUGGUCCCAUGCUGCUGCAGAGAUGAUGCGAACGAAGAAGCUUGGGGUCGGUGAGAGUGAUUCGUCCAUUCUCCAACCACCCACGGAGGAAGAGUUCUAUACGGCCAGCCAGCGAGCCCUGAACAGUGCCCUCAAACUAGCAGCUUGGGCCGCUGAGGUUUCUGAAGAGACCCUGUUGGCUGCCUAUGCCGCGUCCGCUCCAAACAUGAUCCCCGCAUAUGAUGCCAAUGAAACCCUCCAUCCUUGGGAGAGGGAUCCAAAAGAGGAUUGGGAGAGUGAAGAUGCCGCAGCAGAUCCUGAGCAGAACGCAGAGAAAAGGUGGCAAGAACUCCUCAAGCAUGUACGGGAUGAGGCCGCUGCUUCUCUUGAAGCUUCUGAGCAACCUGAAGGGCAUGACCAGAAGCGCAGUGAAGAGAACGAGAACCAUGAGGAAGAGAACACUGAAGAGAACACUGAAAAGAACGCAGAUCGCAAUGAAGAGAAGAUUGAGGAACCUGCAGCUAUGGACGAGUUUCAUGCAGUGCUGGGCAUGCCUGAUGGGCUGGACCUCAAAGACCUUUGCCAGGACACCGAGAUGGAUGCUGGAGAUGCUAUGGCUGAUGGCUCUUCGCAGUUACUUUGCACACUCCGCGAGGCACUAAGAGCCACAAGUGACAGCAGUAGCAUUGAGUGCUUUGAUAAACUGUGGCGCUUGGUUAUGUGGAACGAGAUGAAGCUGGCUGAGCUUCGACUUGAGAUGGAUGACAAAAAUUCAAACUUCCAACGCGGUGGACGCUUGGAAAAAUGGAAACAACUGACUUUGGAUGCAGCUUUGAAACACAAUGCGCAGAUCGAACUGCCUGACGCAAUUGAGAGUGGCAACAUUGUGGCAGUGGUGGUGCCGAAAAAGUCCCAGAACAGGAGGCAGCGGGCUUUGAUUGUGGCUUACAUCACCAGCGUAUGGAAGAGCAACAAGCAGCCAAAAUUGGUGACAUCGGCGAUUCCUCUUGGGCAUGUUGUAGCGUUUCGCUGCACAGAGCUGCAGCCCCUGGACCGGAACGUGGCCUCCUGGCAGGCGAAGGAGGACUCACCUGCCUGGGUCUUGAAGCCAGAGACCGUGGUUGCAGUUCUGGCAGUCUCAGAGGCAGCUGAUUCUAUGCAAUUGGGAGUAGACCGGUUGCAAGUGCAACUGUGUGGCGAGUCGGUGGGAAUCUUGGACCAAAUUGAGAAAGCUGCCGAAUGGUGGCCCGAAAUGGAUGAGGAUCAAGAUGCAGGAGGCCAAGAUCAAGCCGUGGCUGGUUUGUUUGUGUCUGCCAGGAGAAAACGCAAGCGUGCCAGUGGCAGAGCAAACCAUAUGAAAGAUGCGAAGGAGAAGGAAGCCAAACAUGGCAAAGAAGGGAAGCACAAGGUGAAUAAAAAGAAAGACAAGAAGGAGAAAAAGGAGAAGAAGGAAAAGGAGAAAAAGGAAAAUGAGAAGCCCAAGUGCUGGUUAAAGAAGGCUCGUAAGGAGAAACCAGUUGCCUUUGAAGAAAAACAUUUCAGGCGAAAUGGGGUUGGACCUGUGCUUGUCGCACAAACGAUGGUAAAAAUGAAAUGCUUGGAAGAGGCAAAGUUCCACGAAGAGGCAUCAUGUUUUAAUGUGGAUGGCAAGUGCAUGAUCGAGAACAAGAUCUGCUCUGACAUCAUGUGGGAGGAUGUGGUGAACAAAGCGCAUGACUUCCUGUGUGCGGAGUACUCCGAGUUCCAUACCAAACGCUUUGGCAGAAUGUUGUUCGAGAGAUUUGAACGAGUGAGAGAGCAACUUCAGCUGGGUGAGAGCCGCAGGUGUUGGAUCGUUUUGAUCGUUGACAUUUGCGGCUUUAUCAAACGCACGUCCACGUAG
Molecule: messenger RNA, 2178 nt
Organism: Cladocopium goreaui
Lineage: Eukaryota; Dinophyceae; Suessiales; Symbiodiniaceae
Source: the annotation of a GenBank genome assembly